Molecule: messenger RNA, 5103 nt
Organism: Ceratosolen solmsi marchali
Lineage: Eukaryota; Metazoa; Arthropoda; Insecta; Hymenoptera; Agaonidae
Gene: mahj
Product: LisH and WD40 domain-containing protein mahjong
Exons: 17
Coding region: 343-5103 (1586 amino acids)
Biological process (GO): protein ubiquitination
Cellular component (GO): nucleus; Cul4-RING E3 ubiquitin ligase complex
Molecular function (GO): protein binding
Source: RefSeq, a predicted model, not a curated record
CCUCCUGUCUCGCGAAGAAUCUCCAAGACUUCGGAUUGCGCUCAUUCCCGUUCAACUGCAAUUCAAUUCAAAUCUAUUCGAAGAAUGCGCCAACGAUAAAAAUUCUCGUCCUGUUCUUCCAUCUGGUGCUUUUAACUCAAACUAAAAAGCGCGAGCCUACUAGGCACGCGUGUAUUUCAGUGUAUUGUGCAAGUAUUAUGUACACGAGCCAAGAGUGAGAACACGAGUCGGUCGAGUAGUGACUUAAUUCUGCUUGGAAGGUUGUGAAUUUCGCAAAUCGACGUAUUAAGCGGCGCUGUGGAAAAGGGAAUUCGAGUACCGCAUCGAAGAAACAGUGAAGAGAUGGCAACUACCGAAUCAUUGGCUGAAGUUACAGAUGUUGUACAAAUUUUAAGGCAAUGGGAAGAAGAUCAAAAUUCACCUAAUUAUAAUCCAAUACCCACGUUGCAACGAUUGGCUCAAAUAAUAGAGCAAGAAACGGAAAACUAUUUAAAAAUGGAUCCAGACCCAUUUGACGAGAGGCAUCCAUCUCGCACAGAUCCAGAUUGUAAUUUUGGUCACAUAUUAAAAGUUUUAUUUCGAAAAGAGAUUUUUAUGACAAAGUUAAUAAAUGAUUAUUUAAGAGAUAAUUAUUGGUUGAGAGUUGGUAUAACAAACAGAGAUGUAAGAAGUUUGAAUACUGCAGCUUGUCGAUUGAUGCUCGAUAUUCUGCCAGGCCUCGAAACAUCGGCUGUCUUUCAACCGGAUAUGGAAGGCCUGAUUCACAGACUCUUUUCGUGGGCUGAGAAAAGUUCAGAGCCAUUGCAGAGCUAUGCAACUGGUUUGUUGGCUGCUGCCAUGGAAGUUCAGGAUAUUGCAACAGGUUUCCGCGAGCAGAAUGGAAAAAUGGUACCAUUGAUGUUAAAAAGACUUCACAAACUGCAGGAGAAAGCUGCCGAGGAAAGACAGCUGACCAAUGCUACUCGACCAUUCACUCACUUCGGUCAAAAUCGAUCCAACAACAGUCUGACAGAUUCUGAACACAAAGCUUUUCCUGGAAAGAGAAAAAUAAGGAAUAAAAUUCGAGAGAAUGGAACCGUAAAGAAUAAUUUACCAGAGCUGGCGGAUUAUUCGUCCUCGGAGGAUGAAGUGGAGUGCGACACUAUUCGCGAUGAAACUUCUUCCCCACCAAUCAAGAAAUUGAAAAACGAAGAAGGAACCGAACAAGUCACUCCAGUGAAGAAAAAUGCUUGUUAUCCUGAUAUAAUGUUGCCACCACUAUUAAUUCCGCCUUUAAAUACAUUGAAAAGCCAUGCCAGUAAUUCUCAGGUAAAUUCAACAACGACUUCAUUAAAAAAUCAAAACCCAUGUGUUAGAAAUACGUCGAGUCCAGCUUGGUCGAAAAUGAUGGGAAAUAAAAAUAAUACACCAUCCACGUUACUCGAAGGGAAUUCAAAUUCAUCGUGGGCUGAAAUGGAAUCAUACGUCAUUGGAAAUAUUCAAAUAUAUCCUCCAACUUUAUCAACACGACAAAUGCUCAUUCUCAGGUAUUUAACACCAAUGGGAGAAUAUCAAGAAUUUUUGGGGCAUGUAUUCGAACAAAAUGCUCUCGAUCUCAUUCUCGAAUACAUAAAUGUACGUAAAACAAAGGAUAGUCGCUUAGCCUUCGAAGCACUCAAAUAUCUCGCAUCCUUACUCUGCCAUAAAAAAUUUUCUAUCGAGUUCUUGAGCAUUAACGGUCUGCAGUGUCUUAUCGAUAUACCAAGACCCAGUAUCGCCGCUACCGGUGUCUCCAUUUGUUUGUAUUACUUAGCUUAUUGCGAAGACGUCAUGGAAAAAGUCUGCCUUCUGCCAAAACUUGUAAUAGGCGACCUCGUUAUGUACGCGUUAUGGCUACUGGAACGUAGUCAUGACUCGGGAAGGUGUCACGCGACGAUGUUUUUCGGCUUUUCCUUUCCCUUCAAGAUCAUGCUCGAUGAGUUCGAUGCUCAAGAUGGAUUGAGGAAACUUUACAAUGUGAUAUCUACACUCCCAUUGUUAAACAUUGAGGAGGAAGCAACGUUAAACGACGACGAGGAAUGCGCCUCUAGACAAAUCGUGCGACACGUUGCCGUCGCAUUAAAGAAGUACACGGAGGCUCACUUGUGCUGGAAAGCAGAACAAUUGCAGCGGGCGGAAAAUGCGAGAACCGAGCGUGAUACGUGGCAACCUUCCUUACCGCCUUACAAAGCUUGCAAGUUGAGCUGCGAAGAGGUUCAAGCAAAGGUGGAAGUGCUGCAGGAGUUGAUGUAUUUAAGGACAUUGUGGCCAUCGGUUGAUAAGCUUCAUCGUCUCGGUGGUAUUUCCCUUCUUUUACAAAUCAUUGCCUUUGCUCGAGAGUGGAAUUUUAACGGCCGCGUCCACACGACUUCGAGCGCCGAGACUGUUCGCGCCUGCCUGGACGUAAUAGCGAUAUGCUCAGUGGUGCCCAAAGUUAUGCUAUUGCUAUGCGAACGCGUGGACAUGCCCGACCUCUCGAUGACCAUGUCGAUAAAUUUACUGCUGGCAGCGGCCGAGUGCGAGAUUAUUGCCGACGCGGAUGUGCAGCGGGCUGCCCUCCGCGCCGUCAUCAAUUGCGUCUGCGCCCCGAUAAACCGCGUUGGAGGCAACGUGGCGCGGUACUCGGUGACGGGCUCCGCCAAAAAGAAGACUAGCAUAUACGACGAUGAGCUCAUACAGAAGGUCUGGGAGAGCGUCAGAUCGAAUAACGGUAUCAUGAUUUUACUGCAACUUAUGAUGGUUAAGACGCCAAUCACGGAUGCGGAUAGUAUUCGUGCAUUGGCUUGUAGAGCCUUGGCCGGUCUUGCGAGAAGCGAGAAAGUGAGACAGAUAAUAAGUAAAUUACCUAUGUUUACGGAUGGCCAAAUUCAAGCUUUGAUGAAAGAUCCCAUACUUCAAGAAAAGAGACAGGAACACGUAAUGUUUCAAAAGUAUGCCUUAGAACUUAUGGAGCAUGUUUCUGGAAAAGCUAAGCCUACUGGUGCAGAAUAUGAAAUUUCUUUAGUUAGUUUACACAGAGCAAACGUUGUAGCACAAACGAGAAUACAGUAUAACGAGCAACAGUUACAUCAACUUAUUUAUCAACAUUUAUUAUCCAAAGGAUUAACAGAAUCAGCAUCGAUUUUACAGAAAGAGGCGAAUUUGGAAUCACCAACAUUAGCAAAGUCAUUAACAUAUCAGCCUUUCCAUUACCGGAGUCCAGUUACUACAAGCCCAAGACCAGCCUUUUCCCCGGGUGCUGCAGCUAAUUUGUACAACACGAGAUGUAUGCAGAGGGAAGCAGCCACUCGAACAAACACGACACCAACGAAUAAUACCUCUCGAUUUAUUUCCCACACUGGUUCAGUUUCAAACUCUACUCCCAUAGCAAAUAACACUCCUAUUAGAAUUAAGCUUGCUGAUACGUUAAGCCAAAGUCCGUCGGCGAACAGCCAACCUAUAAAACUGCAGAUUAGUCAAAAAAAAACAACGGAAAGGACACUUUCUACAACUCAAUCUAGCUAUCAAUGUAUAAGCAAUCAAAUUCAACAAUCAUCGUGUAGAUCGUUACAAAAACAGAUUUCAAGAGAUCCCGGCGGGACGGCACUUGGUGUGGCAUCCUCGAAUGUUCAAACAGUUACAUUAGAUUCUAUUAUAACAGAGUAUUUAACAAAUCAACACGCGCUUUGUAAAAACCCAAUGGUCACAUGCCCACAGUUUAAUUUAUUCGAACCGCACAAAUGUCCGGAUCCAUGCAAGAAAAAUUCCACACCCCUCAACGUUAUUGUAAGGUUAUCGAGGAGACAACAAGGCAUAGAUGGCAGGCGGCUGGAUAGAAGACAUAUUUACAGUCGUUUUUGUCCAGUAAAAACCUUCCGUCCCUUAGAUGUCGAUGGAACAUUCACAUGUUGUACAUUUUCCCCGUGCCAAGAGUAUUUGCUCCUUGGCACAUAUGCCGGUGAGGUAAAGAUGUUUAACGCCCGAACCGGCUCCGAGGAAGCGACGUACACGUGCCACGAGUCCUACGUGUCGCACGUUGAGUGCAAUAAGCGCGGCAAUCUCCUAUUGACAUCGACCGCCUGGAGUACGCCGAUGUCGGCUCUCUGGAGUCUCGGUACCUUCUUCGACAUGAAGAUACCUCUCGAUCACGAAGACUACGUCGAGUUCAGUAAGCUACAGGAUAGGAUAGUCGGCACGCAAGGAGAAGUUGCUACGAUAUACGACAUAGCGACGGGCAUGCUACUCAAGACCCUCACACCGUCUAUAUCGAACCAGUAUACAAAGAAUCGGGCGACCUUCAGCAUGAACGACGAGCUCAUCCUCAGCGACGGCAUCCUCUGGGACGUGAACUCGGGAAGGGAGAUUCAUAAAUUCGACAAGCUCAACCAAACUCUCAAUGGUGUGUUCCAUCCAAACGGCACCGAGGUCGUGUCCAACACCGAGGUCUGGGACCUCAGGACUUUCCACCUCCUUAAAACGAUCCCGGCUCUCGACCAGAUGAACGUCAUAUUCUCGCCGGUAAACAACAUCAUCUACGCAGUCUCGCUCGAUCAGGAGAACGAAGACGAAUCCCAUUACGUCACGUCCUUCAAGACCCUCGACGCCCUCGAUUACAGCAACAUUUCGACAUUCGACGUAAAAAGAGGCAUUUACGAUCUCGCCUGCAAUAAGUUCGACACGCAAAUCGCUGUUGUCGAGAAUCAGGGGGAGUUCGAUAGUAUCCAAGAGUCAUGCGUGCGUUUGUACGAUGUCGGUAGGCGUAGGGACGACGAGGACGAAGCCGAAGAGGAUGACGACGACGAAGACCUCGAUGCCAGUGACGAUGAUGGAUCGAAUUCCGGCUCUGAUGAAAACAAUGCCGAUGACGCGGAGAAUGGCGACGUACCUGGAGACGACAACGGCGAUGAAAACGACCGCAACGACGGAGACGAUAAUGAUGAUAACGAUGAUAACGAUUAUAACGAUGAUAACGAUUAUAACGAUUAUAACGAUGAUAUUAGCGAGGUCGAAGAUUCGGGCGACGACCGCCUGUACUUCCACGCGAUAUUCUCGCCGGACGAGUACGCGACUUCCGAUGGCGAUGGCUUCGAUAUGCUUUUUAUUUAA